Molecule: messenger RNA, 1894 nt
Organism: Syngnathoides biaculeatus (alligator pipefish)
Lineage: Eukaryota; Metazoa; Chordata; Actinopteri; Syngnathiformes; Syngnathidae
Gene: cxcl12b
Product: chemokine (C-X-C motif) ligand 12b (stromal cell-derived factor 1)
Exons: 4
Coding region: 64-372 (102 amino acids)
Biological process (GO): chemokine-mediated signaling pathway; induction of positive chemotaxis; positive regulation of cell migration
Cellular component (GO): extracellular region
Molecular function (GO): chemokine activity; chemoattractant activity
Source: RefSeq, a predicted model, not a curated record
GAGCUGGCGGCCUCAGUUGUGCCCUGGAACUUAGCAGAAGGAGCUGCUUAAGCAAGAAUCAUCAUGGAUGUCAAACUUCUGCCACUGAUGCUUCUGUUUGCCGUGGUCACACAUGGGCCUACAAGUAGCGCAAAGCCCAUCAGUCUUGUGGAGAGGUGCUGGUGUCGUUCUACUCUCAACACGGUUCCCCAGCGCUCCAUCAAAGAGCUCAAGUUCCUGCACACCCCCAACUGCCCCUUCCAAGUCAUUGCCAAGCUGAAGAGCAACAGAGAAGUUUGCAUCAACCCAGAAACCAAGUGGCUGCAACAGUACUUAAAGAACGCCAUUAACAAGGUGAAGAAGUCAAGAAGACGUAAUAACAAGAAGAACUAAAUCCGGGGGCUGUUUCCAUCAGGUCAAGCACCCUCAGGUCCAACCUGCGUACCUCCUUAUCACUGCUAUGGAUGUAUUAUAACACGCUGUAUGUACACGUCCACCUCUCUGGACUGCUUGCACAAGAAGCACUUCACCGCCAAUCUGGUCCACCCGCCACAAGCGUCUCUGGCCACCGACGGAGUCGCCCCGCCUUUCUCCAUGCAGCACCAAGUGCGAUCAAAGCCCAACUUGGGAUGAUGGACACAAGUUAAAGUCACUUGUAUUUGACAGAGUGCUGGACGAUCAGAUCAAAAUAAUGACAAUGUGUGUGGAAAGAGUGCGUGUAUAAAAAGGCAAUAUGAGCUUUCUGUUGGAACCGCAAAGGUCCAUGAGAAAUGGUUGUGCUCACUCACCUCUUUAUGUCAAGUGUCCUUUAAAUAUUCAGUAUCUUCAAAGGAAUUGUAGCUUGUACAAGUAUAAUCUUUAUAAGCAGCUCACAUUUAUGCGACUCGCGAUGUCUUCUGAGAUAUCUGACUUCUGCUCCAGGAUCAAGAAUGUAAACCAUCCAGUAAGUAGAUGUAUUCCGCCUUAAAUAUUUAGUAUAUAUGUAUACACGUGUGUGUGCAUGUGUGUGUGUGUGUGUGCGUGUGGGUGUGCAUGUGCGUGUGUGUGUGUGCAUGUGCGCGCGUGCAUGUGUGUGUUUUAGGGAGGACAAAUAUCUAUGAGAAAUCAACAAACACUGAUCAUGUGGUGCAACAUAUUCAUUUUUAAAGGUCAGAGCCGGUUUGAUUUGUUUGGUUUGUCGUGUCUAGUUCAUGCAAAGCUCUAAUCAGCUUAUGUCUUUAUUUUUAUGAGCACCUCAGGAUGGUCUGAUGUAAAAAUGACAUCGAAAGGUCAUCCAAUACAGGGAAAGGAGAUGAGCAAAAUGGAACAAAUGAAGUUUUGGUGCAUGUAUUGUGUGUUGAUGCAGCUUUGACUGACUGAACAUAUCGGGAUACAGUGGAGACCAAAUAUUUAUUCAGUGCAAACGGCAACAAGAUGAGACCUCAGUUAUAAGAUCAGAAUUUCAAAUCUGGUUAAAGUUUUUACAGUUUUACAUGAUAGCACAGACUGAAUCAAGACAUCAGAGUAAGUUGACGCCAGUAUUCUAAAAUGAGUAUUUGUGGGAAUGUAGGCUUAUGAAAUGACUGAGUUGUCAAAAAGGGAAUGUUUAUGAUGGCAAAGAGAACGUUUUGAGGAUGUUUUUUUUUUAUUAUACGUCAAAAAAUAUUUUAAGCCACUUUAUUAACAAAUACCAUCCUGUAAAUGUGACUGUUUUUUAUUUUAUAUUGUGUAUAUGCUCACUGAAUGCCUUUCAAUGCAAUAUACAGUUCACUAAAUCAAGUGUAGAAUGCCACAGAAAAUGUACUCCGGUUUUAUGGAUUAUUUGAGAACAAUUUGCAAUGUAUUUCUGCACCAGGGUUUUUUUUUUGUUGUUGUUUGUUUUUUGCAAUGUUGAUGUUAAAAGCCAGCCAAGAAAAUUAAAUUCUGUCCUCAAUUA